Molecule: messenger RNA, 1544 nt
Organism: Vanessa atalanta (red admiral)
Lineage: Eukaryota; Metazoa; Arthropoda; Insecta; Lepidoptera; Nymphalidae
Exons: 10
Coding region: 192-1490 (432 amino acids)
Source: RefSeq, a predicted model, not a curated record
AUUUCGGAUGCUGCGGCAGCCGCACCUGUCGCUCCGCAAAAUACGCAAAAUUACCGCGCGCACGCUUACAUCGCAAAUUAAAUAUGUAGGAGCAUCUUAGUGAAAUGAUUAGUGAGUGUUUCGUGAAAGUGACUGCAAACACUUAAGGGAAACUGCGACUGCGAAUCUCAAGAUUAACCCGAGGCGGGGCGAUGUUAAGUGUGAUUGUGGCGGCGCUUGCGUGCCUUUGGCUGGCACGCGCCUCGCCGGCUGAGUCGCACAGUCUACGUUCCAACGCACUCAAUACGUAUACCCCUAAGGAUUUGAGUAUAAUUCUAGCGAAUAUAGACGAGCGACUGCGUGUGUUAGACACCAUAACCGCAGUUCAAGUGAAACAAGCGCGACGUUUGGACGUAAUACAAGAUAAACUUGACCGCCUGGAAACCACGCUGUCUUUGAAACUUGAAAGGGCACAGUUGGCUGCAGAGAGACUAGAACACAGACUUCACAUGCUACAGACGAGUGUACAGACUUCAAUCAAAGAGAGCAGUGACAAAAUAGAAAAGAGCCAGGCGAAAAUUACCGAGGUCGCCAAAAAUUUAACGAAUCAAAUUAACUCGCACACCCAUUUACUGGAAAAAGUGAGUGGUGCCUAUGCGGACACGUGGCGUCGCGGCCUUCUGAUAGAGUCCUUGGUUCGAGACGGAAUGUCAUUGGUGAACGUGACGAGACGGGAGCUCGCCGACGGCCUGCGGGCGCUUGCGAGGCGACAUAGAGACGCACGUCUUACGUCUGUAGACGUUGAAGCAACAUUUUCAAAGCGUCUUGAAGAUAACACUAAUAAAAUAGACAUGAAGAUGCAAGAAGUUUUAGACGCUCAAAAGCACUUUGUUGAUUCCUGUCAACGAGUUCAACUCGACGAUCCGACGCAUGUAGCUGAUGUGCUGGACAAAUUAAUCGAUUCCCUCAUUAACAAAACAGCGUCAACAUUUCGGGAAUUACAAAACAUUCAAGUAACAAUGAGAAACCAUGACAAUAAAGUUAUGAAAAUAUUAAGCAAUCGCCCAACACAAAUGGACAUUCCAUGCAAACGUCUCGAAAAUCUGUUCCGAAACACGACACAUACUACUUUUAAUGAGAAAGAAUUACAACAACUGACUGAGAAAUUCAUUGGAUUGACGAAUAGAGCUGAUGCAGCUUUACAGCGAUUGGAGGUUCGUCUGACUGACGACACGGAAGAGCACGAGCCAGAUUCUGACGUGACUGACGCCGCAGAUCGACUAUUUCAACAACUCAAAGGAAUCAAAAAUGAACACAGCGAUGAAGAUUACGAUUUGGAAGACGGAGAUCCCAGCUAUUUUGAUAAUAGUAUGAAUGAUUUUAUGGACGAAGAUCAAGAGGUUCUAAGCCAUAGAUCAAAUAAAGCUAGAUAUACAAAUACAGACAGCACUCCUUCUAAGCCGCACCGAAGACAUCUGCACAAACAUCCAUAUGAUCGGGGCCCUUUGUAAUACAUAUUCAUAAAAAAUAACUUUUAAGAUUAUUAAACAUUAUAAAUAUUAUUG